Molecule: messenger RNA, 831 nt
Organism: Gamsiella multidivaricata
Lineage: Eukaryota; Fungi; Mortierellomycota; Mortierellomycetes; Mortierellales; Mortierellaceae
Product: ribonuclease H-like domain-containing protein
Exons: 5
Coding region: 1-831 (276 amino acids)
Biological process (GO): DNA replication, removal of RNA primer; mismatch repair
Cellular component (GO): ribonuclease H2 complex
Molecular function (GO): RNA binding; RNA-DNA hybrid ribonuclease activity
Source: RefSeq, a predicted model, not a curated record
AUGGAGGACACGGGGCUGGAUCUUCCAGUCCGCGCAACAAGUCCGCCGUCAGGGACCAAUACAGCAUUACUCAAGUCGUAUACCUAUACCACACCACUGCCGACCUCAUUAGAAACUGAUCAGGAAUGCAUCCUCGGAGUGGACGAAGCAGGAAGAGGUCCUGUUUUGGGACCAAUGGUUUAUGGUAUUUGCUACUGUCCGCUGUCCAAACAGAACGAGCUGGCUGACCUUGGAUUCGCAGAUUCAAAGACAUUGAAAGAGGGCGAGAGGGACAGCCUUCUCGAUGUCAUCAUGUCAAGGCCAGACCUGAUCGGAUGGAGCGUACGAGUGCUUUCACCUAUGGAUAUUUCUAAUAGCAUGCUGAGAAAGGAAAAGUACAACCUGAACGCACUGGCGCACGACACGACGAUCCAACUCAUCCGCGAGACCCUUGCUUCGGGAGUGAACCUGAAAGAGGUACAUAUCAUGAUCUAUGUUGACACGGUUGGACCACCCGAGACGUACCAAAAAAAGCUCGAAAAUCUGUUCCCAUCUGUUACAAAGAUCGUUGUUGCAAAGAAAGCCGAUUCCAAAUACCCUAUCGUCUCUGCUGCCAGUAUAUGUGCCAAGGUCACCCGCGAUGAUGUUCUCCGGCAUUGGAUUUUUGCGGAGACAGGAAUUGCUAACACGAUCUCACGCCAAUUCGGAUCCGGAUAUCCAUCAGAUCCAAAGACGGUGGCAUGGCUCAAAUCAAAUAUAGAUCCCGUCUUUGGGUACCCCAAUAUCGUACGAUUCAGCUGGCAGACGUCCAAAACACUGCUGGAGACGUCUGGGAAAAUUGUUCGUUGGUAA